AUGGCGCGCCAAAUUGCCCCAACCCCUCACCUCAUCUGGGCAGCCGGUCACUUCCUUACUUUUGUCUGCGGGCUGCGCUACCUUGUCUCCGUAGUCCUCUUCAGAGGGCCAAGCUCAAGAUGGUAUACCGUCGCCUACCUAGGAGCCCUGGUGUCCUACGGCGUCGUCGUGUACAAUCGCUUCGGAGUCCCGCAGCCUAGCAAGGCGUGGCUGCAACGAGCAGUCAUGGAGGAGAAUGUCCAGUAUUUGUUCUUGGCACUUUACUGGUGGAUCAACAGGCCAAUCUUCCUCACCCUGGUUCCCUUUGUCACCUUUUCCCUCGUACACGUCCUCAACUUCGUAUCAAAGGUCGUCAUCCCCUAUGCCUUCCCAAGCGCCGCACCGCCGACAUCACCGGCAAAGGGAUCCGCAGCGAGCGCAGCAGCACCAUCUCAAACGCUCCCAGCAAAGGCGGCAAGACAGAUGCAGCUUUGGAUUCGCAACAACUACGAGCACUGCAUGAAGCUCGUUGCAUGGUCCGAGACGCUCAUCUUCCUCCGUCUCCUCCUUGGAGCUAUCCUGCUGCGUAACUCUCUUCUGGCGCCCCUCAUCUUCGCCCACUUCCUCCGACUGCGCUUCUACAUGUCUUCUUUUACGCGCACAUCAUGGCAGCACGUGGGUGGAGUGCUCGACAGCUGGACGAGCAAGCCGGAGUGCCCUCCGAUUGUCAGGAGGGGGUACCUGACAUUGAUGGAUCUCGUGGGCAGGUACGCAAGCACUGUCAUGAGCGUGCCGCAUGGUGCGCAGGGUGCGACGGCUAGUGGAGCUACAGGAACUGCGGCAGCAACUUCAGCAAGCGCAGGUGGAGCAGGUAAUGGUGCAUCGGCCACGGGCGUGGACCCGACAGCUGCUGGGGCCGGAGCUGCGAGGCGAUAA
Molecule: messenger RNA, 915 nt
Organism: Jaminaea rosea
Lineage: Eukaryota; Fungi; Basidiomycota; Exobasidiomycetes; Microstromatales
Exons: 2
Coding region: 1-915 (304 amino acids)
Biological process (GO): endoplasmic reticulum tubular network organization; membrane organization
Cellular component (GO): membrane; endoplasmic reticulum
Source: RefSeq, a predicted model, not a curated record